Argentina anserina (silverweed cinquefoil) is the source of this 1588-nucleotide messenger RNA. Its product is annotated as 26S proteasome regulatory subunit 8 homolog A. Gene Ontology annotation, biological process: proteasome-mediated ubiquitin-dependent protein catabolic process. Gene Ontology annotation, molecular function: ATP binding; proteasome-activating activity; ATP hydrolysis activity. The transcript has 8 exons. Bases 185 to 1444 code for a protein of 419 amino acids. Lineage: Eukaryota; Viridiplantae; Streptophyta; Magnoliopsida; Rosales; Rosaceae. Gene Ontology annotation, cellular component: proteasome regulatory particle, base subcomplex. The record is from RefSeq and is a predicted model, not a curated record.
ACCAAAAAGAAACCUUCAUAAAUAAACACCACCCUCCUCACUUUCUCUCUACUCAAACGACACAGACGACACCUCUCUUCUCUCUCAAACUUCUCUCCCACACAGAAAACCCCCAAAUCUCAAAUCUCACAGCUUUCGAUUUCCCGAUUCGACCCACAAAGACUCGGCCUUUGCUCGACCAGCCAUGGCUUCAGUCAGCGUCGAUACCAAGCCCGUUGAGGCCGCGCCGGAGGAGACCUGCUCAGCAAAGCUCGCCGCCUCCAAAACCGGCGAGGGGCUCCGGCCGUACUACCUCCAACACAUUCACGAGCUCCAGCUCCUUGUCCGCCAGAAGACCCACAAUCUCAAUCGACUCGAGGCUCAGAGGAACGAGCUCAAUUCCAGAGUGAGAAUGCUCAGGGAAGAACUACAGCUUCUUCAGGAGCCUGGAUCAUAUGUCGGUGAGGUUGUCAAUGUCAUGGGAAAGAACAAGGUUUUGGUUAAGGUUCACCCGGAAGGGAAAUAUGUGGUAGAUAUAGAUAAGAACAUUGAUAUCACAAAGAUCACACCAUCAACAAGAGUGGCUCUCCGCAAUGACAGCUAUGUUCUUCAUUUAGUCCUGCCAAGCAAAGUAGAUCCUCUUGUCAAUCUGAUGAAAGUUGAAAAGGUUCCAGAUUCUACAUAUGAUAUGAUUGGUGGCCUGGAUCAGCAGAUUAAAGAAAUUAAAGAGGUCAUUGAACUUCCAAUCAAACAUCCCGAACUGUUUGAAAGUCUUGGAAUAGCUCAACCAAAGGGUGUCCUACUUUAUGGUCCUCCCGGAACCGGCAAAACCUUGUUGGCUAGGGCUGUGGCUCAUCACACUGACUGUACUUUCAUCAGGGUCUCUGGUUCAGAGUUGGUUCAAAAAUACAUUGGGGAAGGUUCCCGAAUGGUUAGAGAACUUUUCGUCAUGGCCAGGGAACAUGCUCCAUCUAUCAUUUUUAUGGAUGAAAUCGAUAGUAUUGGAUCUGCUCGCAUGGAAUCUGGCAGUGGCAAUGGCGACAGUGAGGUCCAGCGGACUAUGCUUGAGCUUCUUAACCAACUUGAUGGAUUUGAGGCCUCAAACAAAAUCAAGGUGUUGAUGGCUACAAAUCGUAUUGAUAUACUGGAUCAAGCCCUGCUCAGGCCAGGACGCAUAGACAGAAAGAUCGAAUUUCCCAACCCUAACGAAGAGUCUCGUUGGGACAUUCUAAAAAUCCAUUCAAGAAGAAUGAAUUUAAUGCGUGGAAUUGACCUUAAGAAGAUUGCUGAGAAAAUGAACGGUGCCUCUGGUGCCGAGUUGAAGGCGGUUUGCACUGAAGCAGGAAUGUUUGCACUGAGGGAGAGGAGAGUACAUGUAACCCAAGAAGACUUUGAGAUGGCAGUUGCCAAGGUUAUGAAGAAGGAGACGGAGAAGAAUAUGUCCCUACGCAAGCUGUGGAAGUGAUGUGUUCUUAUGCGUACUUAUUACUGCUUUUACCUGCCAAGUUCAUUAACUGUUGAAAACGCACCAGAGUUCCUUUGUUUGUUUGGGAUCCUUUUGGUACCAAAUUUCAGUGAUUACUAGCUAGACUUGAAUGUCUACAUCAUC